Aspergillus pseudotamarii is the source of this 1767-nucleotide messenger RNA. RefSeq names its product chaperone ATPase HSP60 (gene hsp60). Bases 1 to 1767 code for a protein of 588 amino acids. Gene Ontology annotation, molecular function: ATP-dependent protein folding chaperone; ATP binding; protein-folding chaperone binding. Gene Ontology annotation, cellular component: mitochondrial inner membrane; mitochondrial matrix. The transcript is spliced from 3 exons. NCBI's taxonomy places the organism in Eukaryota, Fungi, Ascomycota, Eurotiomycetes, Eurotiales, Aspergillaceae. Gene Ontology annotation, biological process: mitochondrial unfolded protein response; apoptotic mitochondrial changes; protein refolding. The record is from RefSeq and is a predicted model, not a curated record.
AUGCAAAGAGCUCUUUCCUCCAGGACAUCUGUCCUUUCCGCCGCUUCUAAGCGCGCUCCUUUCUACAGAUCCUCUGGCUUCAACCUCCAGCAGCAACGGUUUGCCCACAAGGAGCUCAAAUUCGGCGUCGAAGCCCGUGCCCAGCUCCUUAAGGGUGUGGACACUCUUGCUAAGGCUGUCACCUCCACUCUUGGUCCCAAGGGCCGCAAUGUCUUGAUUGACACUCCUUACGGCUCUCCCAAGAUCACCAAGGACGGUGUGACCGUCGCCAAGGCCGUUCAGCUUCAGGACAAGUUUGAGAACCUUGGUGCUCGUCUCCUUCAGGAUGUUGCCUCCAAGACCAACGAACUCGCCGGUGAUGGUACCACUACCGCUACCUGCCUUGCCCGUGCCAUCUUCUCCGAAACCGUCAAGAACGUUGCCGCUGGCUGCAACCCCAUGGAUCUGCGCCGCGGUAUCCAGGCUGCUGUCGAGGCUGCUGUCGACUACCUGCAGCAGAACAAGCGUGACAUCACCACCGGCGAGGAAAUUGCCCAGGUCGCUACCAUCUCCGCUAACGGCGACACCCACGUUGGUAAGCUCAUCUCCACUGCUAUGGAGAGAGUCGGCAAGGAGGGUGUUAUUACCGUUAAGGAGGGCAAGACCCUUGAGGAUGAGCUUGAGGUCACUGAGGGCAUGCGUUUCGACCGUGGUUACACCUCCCCCUACUUCAUCACCGAUACCAAGUCCCAGAAGGUUGAGUUCGAGAAGCCCUUGAUCCUCCUUUCCGAGAAGAAGAUCUCCGCUGUUCAGGAUAUCAUUCCCGCCCUUGAGGCCUCCACUACCCUCCGCCGUCCUCUCGUCAUCAUUGCUGAGGACAUUGAGGGUGAGGCUCUCGCCGUCUGCAUCCUGAACAAGCUCCGUGGUCAGCUCCAGGUUGCUGCCGUCAAGGCUCCUGGCUUCGGUGACAACCGCAAGAGCAUCCUUGGUGACCUUGGUGUCCUCACCAACGGUACCGUCUUCACCGAUGAGCUCGACAUCAAGCUUGAGAAGCUUACCCCUGACAUGCUCGGUUCCACUGGCUCUAUCACCAUCACCAAGGAGGACACCAUCAUCCUGAACGGUGAGGGUACCAAGGACUCCAUUGCUCAGCGCUGCGAGCAGAUCCGCGGUGUCAUGGCUGACCCCACUACUUCCGAGUAUGAGAAGGAGAAGCUCCAGGAGCGUCUGGCCAAGCUCUCCGGUGGUGUUGCCGUCAUCAAGGUCGGUGGUUCCUCUGAGGUCGAGGUCGGUGAGAAGAAGGACCGUGUCGUUGACGCCCUCAACGCUACUCGUGCUGCUGUUGAGGAGGGUAUCCUCCCUGGUGGCGGUACCGCUCUCCUCAAGGCCGCUGCCAACGGCCUUGACAACGUCAAGCCUGCCAACUUCGACCAGCAGCUCGGUGUCAGCAUCAUCAAGAAUGCCAUCACCCGCCCUGCCCGCACCAUCGUUGAGAACGCUGGUCUUGAAGGCAGCGUUAUUGUUGGCAAGCUUACUGAGGAGCACGCCAAGGACUUCAACCGCGGCUUUGACAGCUCUAAGGGUGAGUAUGUUGACAUGAUCGCCAAGGGUAUUGUCGACCCCCUUAAGGUCGUCCGUACUGCCCUGGUUGAUGCUAGCGGUGUCGCCUCUCUCCUUGGUACCACUGAGGUCGCUAUUGUUGAGGCCCCUGAGGAGAAGGCCCCUGCCGCCCCUGGUGGCAUGGGUGGCAUGGGUGGUAUGGGCGGCAUGGGCGGUGGCAUGUUCUAA